Messenger RNA from Polypterus senegalus (gray bichir), 2200 nucleotides. RefSeq names its product lactase-like protein. Gene Ontology annotation, biological process: carbohydrate metabolic process. The coding region runs from base 90 to 1757 and encodes 555 amino acids. The record is from RefSeq and is a predicted model, not a curated record. The transcript is spliced from 13 exons. NCBI's taxonomy places the organism in Eukaryota, Metazoa, Chordata, Cladistia, Polypteriformes, Polypteridae. Gene Ontology annotation, molecular function: beta-glucosidase activity.
AUUUUGGCCAUGGUGACUUUUAAAACUGCUGUGUUCUUGUGUUCCCCAGGUCUGCACUGAAACUGACAAGGCUGUGCCCAGGUGGUGCCAUGCAGUGGCCAGGCUCACUCCGCAUGUGUCAUGUGUUUAUGUUGGUGCUGCAUCUGUCUAAAUCUGAGGACUUCAACUGGGCAAAGAACGACCACGGCUCCUUCUAUUAUGGCACUUUUCCAGCUGGUUUUUCGUGGGGUGUCGGCAGCUCCGCCUAUCAGACAGAGGGAGCCUGGGAUAGAGAUGGGAAAGGAUUGAGCAUCUGGGACGUGUUCACCCACAGGCAGGGAAAGGUGCAGCACAAUGAGACAGGAGACUCAUCCUGCGAUGGCUACUAUAAAGUGAAGGAUGACAUUGCCUUGAUGAAGGAAUUGAAGCUGAGCCACUAUAGGUUUUCCAUUUCCUGGACCAGGAUUCUUCCUACUGGAAUCAAAUUCGACCAUGUCAACGAGAAGGGCAUCAAAUACUAUGAUGAUCUCAUCAAUGUUCUACUGGAAAACAAGAUGACACCCAUUGUCACCCUGUACCAUUGGGAUUUGCCACAGACGCUUCAAGAAAAGUUUGGUGGGUGGCAGAACAUUAGCAUGAUAGGCUACUUCAGUGACUUUGCCGGACUUUGCUUCGAGAGGUUUGGCAACCGUGUGAAGCACUGGAUUACUUUUAGCCACCCAUGGUCUGUUGCUGUGGAGGGCUAUGAGACGGGCAAACAUGCACCUGGGAUGCAGCUGAAAGGCACUGGAGCCUACAGAGCCGCCCAUCACAUCAUCAAGGCACACGCCAGGGUGUGGCAUAUGUAUGACAGUCAGUGGCGCAGCAAACAAAAAGGAAUUGUGGGCAUCUCAUUGACCGCAGACUGGGGGGAGCCAGUUGAUAUUCUGGAUCAGAAGGAUGUGGAAGCAGCUGAGAGAUAUGUCCAGUUUUCAUUGGGAUGGUUUGCCUCGCCCAUCUUCAAUGGGGAUUAUCCACAAAUGAUGAAAGACUUCAUAACUAAGAAGAGUGCCCAGCAAGGCCUGACCACUUCCAGACUGCCAACUUUUUCAUCCCAGGAGAAGAGCUACAUCAAAGGGACAAGCGACUUCUUGGGCAUUGGCCAUUUCACGACCCGCUACGUCACUCAGAAGAAUAUUCCAGCCAUUAACAGCCCCAGCUUCUAUUCAGACCGAGAUUUGGCUGAGCUGGUAGACCCACAGUGGCCUGACCCUGGCUCAGAAUGGCUAUAUGCUGUUCCAUGGGGAUUCCGCAGGCUCCUCAACUUUGUGAAGACGCAGUAUGGAAAUCCCAUGAUUUAUGUGACAGAGAAUGGUGUAUCGGAGAAGGCAAUGUGCACAGAGCUAUGUGACAAGUGGCGAAUUCAGUAUUACAAAGAAUAUAUCAACGAGCUGCUGAAAGCCAUUAAAGAUGGUGUGAAUGUCAGGAGCUACACCGCCUGGUCACUGCUAGAUAAGUUUGAGUGGGAAGAUGGCUAUUCAGAAAGAUUUGGUCUAUACUAUGUUGACUUCAGGAAUAAAAACAAGCCCCGGUACCCUAAAGCUUCAGUUCAGUACUACAAGAAAAUUAUCAGUUCCAAUGGAUUCCCAAACCAAAGGGAGGUGGACUCUUGGAUGCGCAAAGCAAUGGAGAUGUGCUCUAGCAGUAAUCAGCUUCUUGCAGCAGCUGGAAGAAAUUCACAUGAAAAUAAAGAACAGGCUGAAAUGGCAAGGGUUUGGCCUGUGCAUGAUGAAGUUUAAUUAACAGGGCUUGGCUGCAGCUUACAGCUGCCAACACAAACAGUGUGCCAUCUGCAGCAAUACAUGAGCUCUAUCUACUGUCAGAAUUUAAUGUAACAUUUUAAAAAAGCUUUUCAUUUCUAUUCUCACAAAUCUAGCCAGUCCCUCUUUAGCCAAUAGUAGACCAACCCACAUUCCUCAAAGGGGUAAUGUACAUUGCUCUUGACACCAUUCUUAGUAACUGCUUCUCUCCUUUAAUAGAGGAACAGAGGACCACUGCUGCUAAUAUUCUCAGGCUUAUUCAUGGUAAGCACACUCAUUAGUAAACAUCUGAGCUUUGACAAUGUCUGCCUCUGCUUAGAUGUCCCAGUCCUUUGCAGCCCCAACACUGAUCUCCACUUCACCCUGAUGUUCAUCUGCUUUCAGAUCCCUUGGCCAGCCACAUGGAGAUGGUGACAGAAAUA